Molecule: messenger RNA, 1182 nt
Organism: Desarmillaria tabescens
Lineage: Eukaryota; Fungi; Basidiomycota; Agaricomycetes; Agaricales; Physalacriaceae
Exons: 2
Coding region: 1-1182 (393 amino acids)
Source: RefSeq, a predicted model, not a curated record
AUGUCACAGAGGAGUACUUCUGACCAAACUGUGAGCAGUAUGUGGGAAGUGGAAGUGAUGAGGAAAGUGGUAGAAGAGGCCCUUUCUCCUUUGCAGACCUCCACCCUGGAAACCCAAUAUUCAUGGAAGGAUACUGGACAGACGAUACAGGAUCCUGGGAUGAGGAGGACCAGGGAGACAAUGGAAGUUCAAGCAGGGACAGCCCUUCAGAUGGAGGGGACCUCUCCCUCCCUACCCAGGGACAGAGAUUGGCUAGAGAGGUUAGAACAGAUGCUGCAAGACAAGAAGCAGCAAGAAACAUGGAGAACAAGUCAGAUGGUUUUUGGAUUACCACCCCAACCUCUCCAAACGAUAUUUCAGUCAUCCCCAACCUCAGAGUCACAGUACCAGGAACCCCGACCAGUUCCUCUGGAAGCACCAUAUCCUGGCACUCUCGAGGGGGAACCUGCAGAAUCCUCAGACUCAACACUCCACCAUGCCUUACUUUACUGUAUCCAAGAGUUGGAGAACUUGGCAUCAGUUGGAAUGACAAUCCACUCCUUGAUCCCCAAAUUCAAACCCCUCCUGGUUGGUCAUCACACUGGUCCCCUCCCAGUAGAGAAGACCAAUGUUAUGCCCCAGCCACUCUUGAUGUUAGAGACUUACUCAGAAGAACAAUGGGGGUCUGAGGACCCAGAUGAUGACCCAGAAACAAAACACCUUCCACAGAUGGGAGACGUAACCCUAACACCCCAGUCAAAAUCCUUUUUUGCUGGGUUUUCUUCUCAAGUAGUACCUCCAACAGGUACCAAAUCCUUAAGUGGUUUGAAGGAAACCAAUCCCUUCAAAACGAGGUCAAUCAAGGCCCUGUCCCACCAGAGCUCAAUACAGCACAUCCUGGCAAACCCUACUGUGGGUACACCAUCUGUCGACGAUUUUGGGAAGUCACCAGAAAUUGAAUUGGGCCCCUACUGGAGCUCGAGCCCUAUAUCUCUCUCUACUAUGAGCGCAUCUUCCAUCAAGGAGAUUACCUUGACUGACUGGACUUCUGGGUCCGAGCUAUACUCAAAACCAAACAAGCCAGCCAAAGAGACUAUGACGACGAGCCACCCUUUGAUGAGGGGACAGGCAAGUUUGUCUAGGGAUCCAGCACUAGGCCUAAUGACAGAAGAAAUCUAUAACUUAAACUGGAACCAGAUGUGA